Messenger RNA from Choloepus didactylus (southern two-toed sloth), 5691 nucleotides. RefSeq names its product KIAA0825 ortholog. Lineage: Eukaryota; Metazoa; Chordata; Mammalia; Pilosa; Megalonychidae. The transcript is spliced from 20 exons. Bases 104 to 3943 code for a protein of 1279 amino acids. The record is from RefSeq and is a predicted model, not a curated record.
CAGCCGUCGGUAGGGAGGCGUUUACGGGUGUGGGGUUUGAUUCUGUGGUCAACGAGUCAGGCUUCUGCUGUGUUAGCGCCGGAGGUGGAGACAGUAACAGAGAAUGGACUGGGAAGAUGAAUAUUCCCCUAAUUCUUUUGACCUGCAUUGUUUGUUAAAUUCGUUUCCUGGAGACUUAGAGUUUAAGCAGAUUAUCAACGACAUUGAUGAAAAGAUCGAACUAAAUGCUACAAGCAUAGAACAUUGCAUUAAAGAAAUACAGUCAGAAGUUAACAAACAGUGUCCAGAGGUGCAGCUACAAACAGCAACUGACUGCUUCGAAUGGCUUAAUAACUAUAGUUAUACUUCAUCUAAGUCACCUUCCAUUCCUCAUGGAGAUUUGAUCAAAUUCCUCAAAACACUGCAAGAUUUUUUGAAGAAUGAACAAAAUCAAGAAGAAAUGAUUUUGGAUUUACUUUGGGACCUUUCCUGCCAGACCAGCAUUUUAUUCCCAUAUGCUCUAAGUGGAACGUCUUUCCAUUUCCUCUCCAGGACUUCCCUUCAUUCUGUUGAAGAUCAUUCCUCUAUGGAUGUAAAGUCUAUAUGGGAUGAUAUAAGACUGCACCUUCGACGCUUCUUAGUGAGCAAAUUACAAAGCCAUAAUGAAAUAAACAAUUCAGAGCAGAAAAUCUCAUUGAAAAAUCAUUGCAUACAACAACUUUUGCUUCUUUAUCCAGAGUCAGAAGUUAUAAUCAAGUACCAAAACAUACAGAAUAAACUGUUGGCUAAACUUCUGCAGAACUACUUUCCUUCUUACAGCAGAGAAUCAAAUUUAGACAUAAUGGUUCAUGGAUACCAAAGUGCAAUGCUUAAGUUAUAUUCAAUGAUAAAAGAGGAUUUUAACACACUAUGUGAAAUUUUAGCUCCAUCCUCUACAGUGCAAUUCAUUAAAGAAACCUACCUGGAUACUGUUACGGAAGAAAUGGCUAAAUUUCUUGAAAAAUUUUGUGAGCUACAGUUCAAAGAAAAUGCUGGCCGUGUGAUUAAAACAAGCAAGAGCUCCAGCAAGCAUAGAGGAGCAGUGCAUGCUUUGGUUACUCCAGAAUGCCCACAAAAAGGAAGAAAUUUCUCCCUCUCCUUGGAUGAACUAGAAUUCUUAUCACAGAUCGUAAGAUGCUUUUUGAAACUGGAAAAAAAUGUUCAAGAAUUGUUUGAAGGAAUGUUUCUAUCACUUAAGAUACCCAGGAAUACUAUUGGCAUGUUGGAGACAUCUAGUAGAGAAGUUGUAAUAGACAAACCUAGACCAAAUGAAACUACUAUUCCUUCAGAGCAAUUGCUACCAGUAAAAGAGGCUACUUUACUAGAUUUUGGCUGGAGAAGUGCCUUUAAAGAAGUGUCUCUUCCCAUGGUACAUUGCAUAAGAACAGCAAUUGAAGAUUUUUCCACAAAAAUUCUCCAGCAUGAGCAGAAUGAAAGGUCUUUAACUACAAGCUAUACUAUGAGCCUUGUAAAUGUCCAGCAAGUUUGGCAAAACAGUAGCAUGAGUUCUGUGGAGGACCAACCAAAGAAAAUUGCAAAGUUUUGUUCUGACAUCAUGGAAAAACUUGACACAAUGCUUCCACUGGCUCUGGCAUGCAGUGAUGAUUCUUUUCAGGAAAUUAGAGCAAACUUUGUGGAGACCUGUUGUAAAGUGGCAACAGCUGUCCUGGCGAGACUGCAAGAGAGAAGCAAGGAGGUUCCUUCUAAAGCACCCCUGAAAAACUUGCAUGCGCUCCUCUCCACAGCAGUGUACAUCUUCCAGCAUUAUACACAAUAUGAUAAUUUGAUGAAAGAAACUACUAAGAAACCCAUAUUCCUGGUGCCUGUCCAACGAUAUCAGGAAUUCAUCAACACUGUACAGUUUCAAGUUACAGACUACUGCAUCAGAGUGUGUGCUACAAGCAUUUUGCAGGAUGCUGAGAGCCACCACUGGGAUGACUACAAAGCUUUUUAUGAGGGGGAAAGAUGCUCCUUCUCACUCCAGAUGUGGCAUUAUUUCUGCUGGGCUCUUCAUCAUGAUCUCUGGACCAUUCUGCCCCCUAAGUUAGCCCAGGAGAUUCUAGCAGAAGUGUUGGAGAAAUCUUUGGGUCUACUGGCCGCCCGAUAUGCUCGAGCCCAUCCCAGUUAUAAAAGAACUCCACAGAUAAGACUUGAUGUUACAACAAUUUUAAUAUGCACAGAGAACAUGUUAUGGUCAGUCUGUUCAUCUGUACAGAAACUUUUGAAUCCUCAUGAAUAUAUAGAUGAUAAAAUUUUUAAAAUUCACACCCAUUGUAAUAAUCUGUUUACAACAUUAGUCAUUUUGACUUCACCAUUAACAGAAUUAUAUAAGAUUUUUCAGCAUGGCAUGGAUGAUUCUGCCUCAGAUUCCUUAAAAUCAUUUUUCAAUCAGCCAUUAUACUGGUUUUCUUGCAUAGAACAUUUCUACCCUUCUUUCCUCAGGACUUCAUCAGCUGGAGGACUGACAGCCGAGGGUCAGUUGAAACUGCUCUUAUCUCAGCCAUGUUGUAAUUGGAGCCUGCUUCUGGAAACCCUACUGCAUCACGAUGCUCUCUUACUGAGAAUCUUGCUGAAGAGCUCAAAAUGCACUUUUCAAGAACAAGUUCCUGAUAAAGAAAAGAAUCCAAACCAAGGAUCCAGCUUGAUAGAAGCCAUCUUUAAAGUACUGUAUAAUUGCAAUUUUUCUCCACAAACCUUCGGAAAUGUUUUUGUGACCUACAUGGAAGAAGAACAAUUAUGGGACUUUUUAUAUAACAUCCCAGCCUUAGCGUGCACCAAGUUGGAGCUGGAAGUCAUCCGAUGCUUGAGAUUGGCACUGAUGGAUGCUGUCAAGGACAUUGUACAGCAGAUAACAUCUGUGUUGAGCUAUGGGAAAAACUGCGAGACAAAGCUAAGUAAGCACAAUGUUCCUGAAUGUUUGCUUAAGAGCAUUCCAAAAGAAUGGAAAUAUAUUCCAAAAGACACCAGAAGGAAAGAAUCAAGCAAAGGCUUCACAAGGCUUGCUGCACAGGCAGUAUCUAUUGUAAUCAGCAAGUUACCUACGGUGAUUGCAUGUUUGCCUCCCCCAAUUAAAUACUUCUUUUUUCUGUCUGAGAGAAAAAUGUCAAAAAACUUUGUUGAAUUGAAGAAAGCUGGCCUCCUUGUCUGGAACUUGAUUGUAAUUAUAUGUCGGAUAUUUGAGGAUAGAAACACUGUGGAACUUUUAACAGGUGCCUCCCUUGACAGAUGGAGUAAAGAGAAACUUGGUUUAAUCUGCACGUGUUUGGAAAGCAUCAUAGGAAAGACAAGUAGCCCUAAUCAAAUGACCCAAAAGGUCAUACAGAGCAUUGAACAGCAAAAGCCUAACUGGAUUGAAGGUCAAUUGUUGAAAACAAGAAAAUUGAGCACUGAAUGUGCGUUUAUGACAAUACAGAAAAGCACAGCCUCGGAAGAAGGAGAUAUUGCUCUUGAACUGACUGAGCAGAAAAUAAACACGAUGGUCCUGGAUAUCUGCCACAAACCAGGUGGCAGCGAGUACCUGAGGCAAAUUUAUCACAUCAUGCGGCUCAAUGAGGAAUAUUUAAAAGAACAGCUGCGUACCAUGAAUGGUUCAGAGGGAAUGCCAUUACCCACCCGACCUUUAAAGAUGACCUUGAAGAGUGUGGAAGAUCAGCCUUCUGCCUUUAACCCUUUCCAUGUGUAUAAAGUGUUUAGUGAAAACAUUCUAGAUCAGUCAGCCAUCACAAAAUGGAACUGGAAUUGGUCAAACUUGCUGCCAAAUUAUCUGGGACUGGAUAAGAUGACCUUCAGUACAUUGCUUGGAAACAGGUGGGAAAUGAGGAAGGAUGAAACACUAGAAGAGGAAGAAAAAGCAAUGCUGGAACAUUUAAAACAAAUUUGUACCAUACAGAACUCUUCUGCCUCAGAUAACACAGAAGAACUAUAAUCUGCAGGCAACAGCAAUGGCUAUAUUUUAGGAAAUAAUCACACAUAAUGGAGUAGGAUUUUUCCUAAAGUCAGAAUGGACCUCAGAUGUGCUGUGAAGCAUGAAAGCAAUGACUGAGUAAUCACUGUACUGAAAAGAAAUGCAGCACAUAGAGAAUAAGGUGCUAUAUAUAUAUUUUUUAUUUUAAAAAUAAUUUCAAAUGUUUUUCUUUCCCCAACCUUUCUUUUUCUAUGAUAUAACUGCUGCCAUCUCGUGUUCCCUUAGAACUAUUUUUCCUCCUUUCAUUCUUGAAGUAUCUUGACAACAGUCAAAAUGUUUGGAAUUCUUUUCCAUAAGGAUUUUUAAAUACAACAAUUGGAUGUUAAGCUGAUAGUCACAGAGCCCACUGAGGGUCAUCAGAAAUUUUUUUAGUCAUUUUCAAGUUAUUUCUGAGGCUGUAGCCCAAGUCCAGGUCUUAAUUGCCUUACUACCCCUCAUUGUACCAGUCUCCCUUCCUGUAGUGUCUUCUUCAUCUAAUUUAUCUUAAUAACAGCCCCCCCCAAAAGCACUAUCCUGAAGUAUAACUUCAGUCCUAUUUCUUCCUGUAGUGGCUUUUCAGUUCUCCUCCUCCAUCUGAUUUAAAUUGCUUCUAAUCAUAUGCUUCAACGCCCUAUACAAAAUGGCUCAACCAACUGCCUGCUACCCUCUUGGCUCAAGUCGCACACUUGCCAUUCCUUCCUAUCAGUAACCACCUUUCUCUCAAAAUUAUAUUCAAAACCCAUCCCAGUAAUCUCUAUUCCAAGGCUCAUUAUCCAAAAUAUCUUUCCUUAUAUCUUACUUACAUUACAUUGACAAACACAAAAUAAGUCAACAGAACAUGUUCUAGCAUUCUCUUUGCUACAGUAGUUAUAAAUGUGAAUAGUAGUUAUAAAUACCUACUAUAUUCCUCCUAUCAGUGCCUAAUAUUAGAUUAUAAAGACCUUGAAGGCCUUACAAUAUAAUAUAACAUAAAGUCUCCCUUUAUAACUCUACAUUUGCUUACCAUAGUCUUAUUCGAAGAGUUGGCAGUUAAUAAAUACAGUUGUUUGACUGACUGCCUUGAAACAAGACAUAAAAGGCAAUUAGACUGUUGCGCAAUCUACAAGACAUCUGGGAGAAUUCUUAUAUUAUGGACUGUUUUAGACCAUAUGACACCAACCAUCAUGGUUUCUGAUCUUCUCAGAAAUAUGGUGGAUCACCCAUGUUCCCAUAUUCUGUGAUGCUUAUAAUAUAUGUGUAGGCUGCAUGAUUUCUAAGGGAAAGUAUUUAUGCAUUUUUCAAAGAGUAAAAGCUUGGGAGAAAGAUGAGGUCACUUUAGAAAAUUAUUAUUUCUUUAAACAAAAACACACAAAUGGACAUUUAGUCAGUUGCCUGCCAAAUGACACAUUUUAUUUUUAAAGAGUGUGCUUUAGUUGACUAGUAUCAUCAUGAACCAAAUGUUUUAAGAUAUGAUUGAAAGAAUUUCUAAAAAUUUUAUGCAGCCCAUUUAAAAAAUUAUAAGAGAAUUUUAUGAGACCUGGACUUUCCAUCUAGACUUAUCAAGUCAUUAUGUUAAAUAAUAACAUAAUAUUCUAGAAACACUACAAGAAAUACUAUAAGGCAACAGUUGACUUUAUUCCUUUAACUUGACGGUGGUCUAUGCACUAAAUCUGCAGAACUAUGUUUAUUAGAAUAGACGCUAAAAUGUAAAGGCAAAAUAAAAAUAAACUGAUCCAAUAAACCAAAUAAAA